Messenger RNA from Brassica napus (rape), 1839 nucleotides. Its product is annotated as mitogen-activated protein kinase kinase kinase 20-like. The record is from RefSeq and is a predicted model, not a curated record. Gene Ontology annotation, biological process: protein phosphorylation. Lineage: Eukaryota; Viridiplantae; Streptophyta; Magnoliopsida; Brassicales; Brassicaceae. The transcript has a single exon. Gene Ontology annotation, molecular function: ATP binding; protein kinase activity. Bases 459 to 1457 code for a protein of 332 amino acids.
CAGCCCAUACAUACAGACACUUAAUCCCUGAAACCAACCAUCUUGGCUGAUAAUAAUAACGAACCCCUAAGGUAAUUGAAUAACCAACAAUAGAAAUUAUCUUUCUCCGUAGAUUCGAUCCCCAGCCUCCAUAGCUUAACCCUCGACCUCGAUCGACCUAGUUUCAGAUCCCGAGUAAGUCGGUGACUGUUAUUUCUUGCAUGAGACAGGCCCAUUAAUAAUCUGGCCCAAACACACAAAAUUACUAAUAAAAAUUACCCGAUACGUCGUCCAAGUGAAAUUUACACGUCUAGUAACCCUAAUCGGAAAAAAAGGAAAUAGAAGAGCAUAAAAACGGUAACUUGAGUCCCACCCAACUCACUCCCCAGCUUCUUUUGUUUUCAUCACAUUCCAUUCUCCACAAGCACGAACUUGCCAAUUCUCCAUCUACGUACCAAACCUUAAGUCCAUAGAAGAAUAUGGCUAAGAUUACUCUGAGGGUUGUUAGAAAGCCCAACUUGAUGAAGAAGAAGAAGAAGAAGAAGAAGCAGACGAAUACUAGCAUCUCUGUCAAAAAGAUAACCAAAUCAUCUUUCGAGACCGCCCAUAAAACCCUAGACAACGACGAUAACAACAAAGGUAGAAUCAAUUCGUCCUCGUGGGUUAAAUCUCUCUUACUCGGAAGCGGAGCGCACGGUUCCGUUUAUCUAGGUACCAGCAAGACCAAGACACACCAAACCGGUGAAAGAGCCAUCAAAACGGCUGAGCUUUCUCACGCUUCAAGCCUCAUGGGCGAAGGCAGGAUCAUGAUCCGUUUACAAUCUCCGUUAAUUGUCCGUUGCUACGGCGAUGAGAUCGCACGCGAGGACUACUCUACGCAAUACAAUCUGAUUCUCGAGUAUUGCUCUGGCAAAACCAUUGCCGACUUGAUCGAGGAUAAUCACGGCGAGCUACUUGAGUCGGAGGCCAAAGUCUUCGCUAGAGAUGUCUUGUCUGGUCUCACUUACAUUCACGACAGAAACAUCAUUCACUGCGACAUCAAACCCGACAACCUCUUACUCUCCCCUACCUAUGUCCGGUUCAGGUCUACUGGGUACUUGACCAAGAUUGGAGAUUUUGGAUUAGCUAUGGAGAAAGGGUCGGUAGAGUACGGUAACGGAUACGGCCACAAGAGAGGCACCACGAGGUAUAUGGCUCCGGAGCUUAUUGGGCAUGGCUUUAUGGACUUUGGAGCGGACGUGUGGGCCUUUGGAUGCACGGUCUUGGAGAUGUUAUCCGGAACAGCGGUUUGGGGAGAAUAUGGUGAUCUUGCUUUUGAUGAUUGGGUCAAUCUCAUUGGCCACAGCGAUCGCAUGCCUCAUGUACCGGCUUGGUUAUCUAAAGAUGCACUUGAUUUCUUGAGCAGAUGCUUGGAGAGAGACGUUAACAAGAGGUGGUCUACGCAUGAACUCUACAACCAUCCUUUUGUUCUGCUAUGAGGAAGGCGAAGAAGAUAAACUAAUUUGAUGUUUGAUCUUUCUUUCAAUUGUUUGGAACAGUUUUGUAUUCUUCUCGUAUAUGAUAUGUUUUGUCGUUUGGUAAAGCCUUGUAAUUGCUACUUGUAUCACUUUCACUUCUGUUUCUCAUUACUAGUAUAUCAGUGAAGUCUUCUAAUUUCUAUUUGUACCACUUUGAGUUUUGUUGUUUUUUUCAUUAUUACUUAUUAGUAUACAGUUCUUGAACCAAUUCGCUAUAAUGAAUGAUUGUUAUAAAAGAGAUCCAAUUCUGUAUCUGAAGAAACCAUUACGAGAAACCAUAUUUUAUGGAAAGUCUUUACGCAAACUCAUUGGUCAAUGUUUGUCAAAUUUGGAAGGUGUGGUA